Anopheles marshallii is the source of this 3375-nucleotide messenger RNA. RefSeq lists its product as uncharacterized. The coding region runs from base 1 to 3375 and encodes 1124 amino acids. NCBI's taxonomy places the organism in Eukaryota, Metazoa, Arthropoda, Insecta, Diptera, Culicidae. The transcript is spliced from 5 exons. The record is from RefSeq and is a predicted model, not a curated record. Gene Ontology annotation, molecular function: DNA-binding transcription factor activity.
AUGUCAUCCGCGGCACCGGUAACGGUUAAACAGGAGAGGCAUGAUGAAGCCGAAAUCAAGGAGAUGGCGGCAAAGAUAGUGGAGGCACACAAGCAACAAUCGGCAAAGGCGGCAGCGGCCGCAGUACAGCAGCAACAGGUGCCGGCCCGACCGACGGCCGUGACCACAACAGUGACGGUCAACGGUGUCACACCCGGCCAGACGAACAUACUGAACUAUUUGACGCGCAAACCGACCAACGCACCGGUGAACGCAACAGCGAAUGUUAUGGCGGCAGCGGCUGGCGGAGCAACCACCGUGGCCCUGCCACUGGGCAGUGGGCAAAGUGUCGCAUCCAACGGCAGUGGGAAAGCGUACGAUGGGGGCGGAUCGGAGGUGAAUGGUAGCGGGGAGAAGAAGGCGAACGACGAGGAAAGCCAGAAGGGCCACUUCGGCUGGGAGGUGUUCCCGGCCAAGGUGCACAUACCGUUCAUCUUGCGCCAGCAGGAACGGUACUGUGCGGUGCGCAUGGUGGAGAUGAAGCUGCUGAACAAAUAUCUCAACUACCUGCAUCAGGACAUCUACACGUGCACGUGUGUCCGGUCGUACUACAUCACCGAUGCGGAGUGUAAGCUGCUGAACGAGAUCAACCAGAAGCACAGCGACAUGCAGUUCGGCCGGGAGCUGUUCACGCUGAAGGAUCUCGUCGUGCGCGUGUCGGAUGCGUACAAAUUCUACCAGUUCCUGGAGGUGUGCUACAAGAAGCUGCUGAUGGGAUGCAGCACACCGAACGACAAGUGUGGCUUCAUCCGGAUCAACAAGGAAUCGGUGGUACCGUACACGGUGCGCGACUACCAGAAGAUGGUGCCGCUGUUCUACUUCGAGGGCGAAACCGAUAACCUGAAGCUGAAGGCGGACAAUCUGUCCGGGUGGGAUCUGUCGUACCUGAAGUUCUGCUGCAAGGUGCAGGGCAUUCGGAAUGAGCUGUUCGCCAGCGAUUCGGUCGCGGUAAUUAGUCUGACCGACAUCAAGGGCUACUUUCCGCCCGGGACAGAGUUUGAGGAUUACUGGCCGAGCAAGGUCGUCGAUUCGCAGCUGCUGUCCGGUCCCAAAACGAACACCAUCCACUGGACGCGGCAACCUGCACAGCCACCACCUAAGGCACCGACCAUGAUGAACAGUGCGCCGGCACGGAAAGGCACCAGCAACAACGUCUACCAGACGCUGCAAACGCAACAGAAUCUUGCCAAAACCAACAACCAAAUGAACAGUAUUACUGCCGCUGUACAGGCCCUUACCAACAACUGGAACAUGGUGCCAUCGAACCAUCCCAACCUGCUAUCCGCCCAACAGGAGCAGCUGUUACGACUUAGUCAAGCCCAACAGGCGGCCCAGGCGCAGGCACAGAUACGCAACAUCCAAAAUAUGCACUCGAUGCAGCAGUACAACUCUUCCCUGUACAAUGCCGCCAUGUCACUGACGUCCCGGUCGUCCCAAAAUCAACAGGUUCCGCCACCGCUGGUGCGAUCGGCACAGGUUCAAGCUCAUCUGUCGAGUGGUGGCAGUGGCGCAUCCUCAGUCCUUCGCUCGAGCACGAACUCCGGUAGUAGUGGCAAUGGCAAUACCUUACCGAACCUAAACCCCGCUCUGUCCAUAUUCGCAACCACCAGUAGUCCCAACGGCACUGUUAACCUAUCCCGCUUGAAUCAGCAACAGAUAAGCGAACUUACGAUGGCCAGUGCGCCCGGUAUGGUGAACGGUGGCGGCGUCAGUAACGGCCGUACAGCACCCGCAAAGACUAGCACGAAUCGAACCGCCGCUAGUACUGCGGCAGCUAUUGCUUCCCUUACUGCCGCGAUGUCAUGUGGCAGCAGGCCGAACACCACCACCAAUCUGGAUGGAUUUUCCUUAGGACGUAACGUAACCAUCACGCCGGCAUCUAAGCGAAAUUCCAGUGCGCUUGAAGAGUUUGCUGCGCGCACAAAUGUCGCUGCAUCGCUAGCCGGGUAUGGCAGUGCUGCGAAUGGCAGGCAGCAAUCGGUAGCGUACCCGAAGAAUCCGAUCUCAAUCACCGCGGUACCGGUUGGUUCGCCGACGCGUGCCUCACCGAAGGGUGGCCAGGCAAGGCAACCGCCACCGGCCCUGAUACCGGUCGGUGGUGGUAACGAGCUGCUGGAUGGCUACGUUACCAACGGUGUCGAUCUGUUGGCCCAUCUGCGUCUAAGUAAGGAUAUCGAGAUUAUAAACGAACGGUUGUUGGAAACGACGGGUCGUGGUAGCGGGGACAGUGACCACCGGCACGGGAAGAGCAGUAACAGCAGCAAACAUUUACCAUCGUACCGGGAAAGCACCACCACCGGCAGUAGCAGCAGUAACACUGGCUCAGUAGUAGUUCCACAGAGUGUUAUUGUACACGAUAGAAGUAGACCGGGUAGUAGUAGUAAUAGUAGGGUUGAGUAUACGAGAAAUCAGAGCGUUAUCACUAGUGCUGCUGGCGGCCGGCCAGCCGUUGGUGACAGUGAGUUUGCGAUUGGCAACGGUGCCAGUGACGGAAGAUCUCCCUACCUGAAUUUACUGCUCGGUGCGGGAUCGUGGGAUGUAAUCGAUCUAUCUUCUACCCCAAGGUCUACCAUGGCAGGUGCAUCAUUGCCGCAGCAUUUGGUUCAGCAGGCAGCAGCGGCAGCAGUUGCCCAACAGCAACAACAGCAACAGCAAUCACAAUCCGGCCGUCGAACGGCGGCAGCAUCCGCAUCGGCUGCCCUGUCCGGUAACCGAUCUAUCUCGAUCAGCUCGGCGAGCGGUGCCGGUGGCAGCGGCAAUGGAGCAAGUGCAAACAGUUACCGCAACUCUAGCGUUGCCGCGAUACAGCAGCAGCUACAGCAAGCCCAGCAGCAGCAGGCCCAGCAGCAGCAAGUGCAGCAUCAGCAGCAUGCGGCGGCAACUGCUGCGGCAGCGGCCGCUAUCAACAGUCUGGCGGCGGAAACCAGGCACGGCAACAUGAUCGUCCUGCCGGAGAUGAAUGUUGGCGUGACGCAGUACAAACCGUACGAGGUGGUGAAAAAACCGGUCGAAAACAAGAUCAUCUACUGUGUGAACAAAGCGCCAUACCGGAACACGGAGUAUCUGAUGACCAUAUUCGACCUGAAGGAUGUGUUCUUCCCGUACAUCAGUUUGGAUGUGUGCCGGCGAGUGCUGAACGCUUUAGAUAUCAGUCUUUUCCAAGGCAAUAGCUUGCAAUAUCAGGCACUGCAGGAAGCGGGCCGCACGAACGUGGACAAAAUGCCGAUGAUACAGGUGACGGACGUGAUGACGUACAUGCCGCAGCUGCAGUACAUGAUCCGCAGCAGCAACCUGAAUCAGGAAACGCAGGCGAACAAGCGGGCCCGUAUCAGCUAG